This is a messenger RNA of Dipodomys spectabilis (banner-tailed kangaroo rat), 4199 nucleotides long. RefSeq names its product N-deacetylase and N-sulfotransferase 1 (gene Ndst1). The record is from RefSeq and is a predicted model, not a curated record. Lineage: Eukaryota; Metazoa; Chordata; Mammalia; Rodentia; Heteromyidae. The coding region runs from base 480 to 3128 and encodes 882 amino acids. Gene Ontology annotation, molecular function: deacetylase activity; heparan sulfate N-sulfotransferase activity. The transcript is spliced from 15 exons. Gene Ontology annotation, cellular component: Golgi apparatus.
AUUAGAUGCAGCUGAGUAAAGUAAAGAGUGUGGAGCUGUUGAGAGCCAAGCCAGAGGAGCUGAGCAGCCGCUGCCUGGACUCCUGGAACUCUGCCUUAAGCAACCCUGUGGGCCCCACUGGGUGAGCGGCAUGUGGCACCCCCAGGCCUGCCCAGCGAACUUUGGCCUGGUGUCCAGCACCCUCAGGAGGCCCUGACACCCUGGGGCACUUUUGCUCUGUGCAGGACCACGUGAGGGUUUGCCAUGGUGACAUAAAGGGGCACAGAGGAAGGAAGGAGCGAGACCAGCCUGCGGACUGUGCCCCUGGCUGGGAGAAAGGGCCAGGGGCUCCAGCCCUCCACUCUGCUGCCCACUGAGGACCUCUCUUCCUAAGUCUCUGUGAAUUUCUUGGUUGGUGGAUUAUUCUUGUGUCUCCUGUGUGGGGCCUUGGGGUGACCAGGCAGGCUGGGCCUCCAGUGGUCGAGGCCUUUAGGACCAGAAUGCCUGCUGUGGCAUGCCUCCGGAGGCUCUGUCGACACCUGUCCCCACAGGCUGUCUUUUUCCUGCUGUUCAUCUUCUGCCUGUUCAGCGUCUUCGUCUCAGCCUACUACCUGUAUGGCUGGAAGCGGGGCCUCGAGCCCUCGGCUGAUGCCCUGGAGUCUGACUGUGGGGACCCACCGCCUGUGGCCCCCAGCCGCCUGCUGCCACUCAAGCCCAUACAGGCCAUCACCCCUUCCCGCACGGACCCACUGGUGCUGGUGUUUGUGGAGAGCCUGUACUCACAGCUGGGUCAGGAGGUGGUGGCCAUCCUGGAGUCUAGCCGCUUCAAGUACCGCACAGAGAUUGCGCCUGGCAAGGGAGACAUGCCCACACUCACCGACAAGGGCCGCGGCCGCUUUGCCCUCAUCAUCUACGAGAACAUCCUCAAGUACGUCAACUUGGAUGCCUGGAACCGGGAGCUGCUGGACAAGUACUGUGUGGCCUAUGGCGUGGGCAUCAUCGGCUUCUUCAAGGCCAACGAGAACAGCCUGCUGAGUGCACAGCUCAAAGGCUUCCCCCUCUUCCUGCACUCCAACCUGGGCCUGAAGGACUGCAGCAUCAACCCCAAGUCCCCGCUACUGUACGUGACGCGGCCCAGCGAGGUGGAGAAGGGUGUGUUGCCUGGGGAGGACUGGACCGUGUUCCAGUCAAACCACUCCACGUACGAACCGGUGUUGCUGGCCAAGACGCGCUCCUCGGAGUCCAUCCCCCACCUGGGUGCUGACGCCAGCCUGCAUGCCGCUCUGCACGCCACUGUGGUCCAGGACCUGGGCCUCCAUGAUGGCAUCCAGCGGGUGCUGUUUGGCAACAACCUCAAUUUCUGGCUGCACAAGCUAGUCUUCGUGGAUGCUGUGGCCUUCCUCACAGGCAAGCGCCUGUCGCUGCCUUUGGACCGCUACAUCCUGGUGGACAUCGAUGAUAUCUUUGUGGGCAAAGAGGGCACGCGCAUGAAGGUGGAGGAUGUAAAGGCCCUGUUUGAUACACAGAAUGAACUACGCACACAUAUCCCAAACUUCACCUUCAACCUGGGCUACUCAGGGAAAUUCUUCCACACAGGUACUGAUGCGGAGGAUGCUGGGGAUGACCUGCUGCUGUCCUAUGUGAAGGAGUUCUGGUGGUUCCCCCACAUGUGGAGCCACAUGCAGCCACACCUUUUCCACAACCAGUCUGUGCUGGCUGAGCAGAUGGCCCUGAACAAGAAGUUCGCUGUCGAGCAUGGCAUUCCCACAGACAUGGGGUACGCAGUGGCGCCCCACCAUUCGGGUGUGUACCCUGUGCAUGUGCAGCUGUAUGAGGCCUGGAAGCAGGUGUGGAGCAUCCGCGUGACCAGCACGGAGGAGUACCCCCACCUGAAGCCAGCCCGCUACCGCCGUGGCUUCAUCCACAACGGCAUUAUGGUCCUCCCUCGGCAGACCUGUGGCCUCUUUACACACACCAUCUUCUACAAUGAGUACCCUGGUGGCUCCAGUGAACUGGACAAGAUCAUCAAUGGGGGCGAGCUUUUUCUUACUGUGCUCCUCAAUCCUAUCAGCAUCUUCAUGACACACUUGUCCAACUAUGGGAAUGACCGCCUGGGCCUGUAUACCUUCAAGCACCUGGUGCGCUUCCUGAACUCCUGGACCAACUUGCGGCUUCAAACUCUGCCCCCGGUACAGCUGGCUCAGAAGUACUUCCAGAUCUUUUCUGAGGAGAAGGACCCACUCUGGCAGGACCCCUGUGAAGACAAACGCCACAAAGACAUCUGGUCCAAGGAGAAGACAUGUGACCGCUUCCCUAAGCUCCUCAUCAUCGGGCCCCAGAAAACAGGUACCACAGCCCUCUAUCUGUUCCUGGGCAUGCACCCAGACCUAAGCAGCAACUACCCCAGCUCAGAGACUUUUGAAGAGAUCCAGUUUUUUAAUGGUCACAACUACCACAAAGGCAUUGACUGGUACAUGGAGUUCUUCCCUAUCCCCUCCAAUACCACCUCCGACUUCUACUUUGAGAAAAGCGCCAAUUACUUUGAUUCUGAAGUCGCGCCACGGCGGGCAGCAGCCCUACUGCCCAAGGCCAAGAUCCUCACCAUCCUCAUCAAUCCAGCGGACCGGGCCUACUCGUGGUACCAGCACCAGCGGGCUCAUGAUGACCCAGUGGCUCUGAAGUACACCUUCCACGAGGUGAUCACAGCCGGCCCCGACACGCCCUCCAAGCUGCGGGCCCUCCAGAACCGCUGCCUGGUCCCAGGCUGGUACGCCACCCACAUCGAGCGCUGGCUCAGCGCCUUUCACGCCAACCAGAUUCUGGUCUUGGAUGGCAAACUGCUACGAACAGAACCUGCCAAAGUGAUGGACUCAGUGCAGAAGUUCCUCGGGGUGACCAACACCAUUGACUACCACAAAACCUUGGCGUUUGACCCAAAGAAAGGAUUUUGGUGCCAGCUGCUCGAAGGAGGAAAAACCAAGUGUCUGGGCAAAAGCAAAGGCCGGAAAUAUCCAGAGAUGGACUUGGAUUCCCGAGCCUUCCUGAAGGACUAUUACCGGGACCACAACAUCGAGCUUUCCAAGCUGCUCUACAAGAUGGGCCAGACGCUGCCCACCUGGCUGCGGGAGGACCUCCAGAACACCAGGUAGCCCUGGCCACGGCAGGCAGACUGGACACCUGUGAGCUCGUGGCAGCAAGGGCGUCCUGCUGCCUGAGCCAGACUGACCUGCAGAGAGGGGUGCCAGGCCAGCCGAGCACAAUGAGCAAUACUCCGUGGAGGCCCGGCCAGGGCCAGGAGCAGCCCAGCGGGUCUGCGAGGGCCUCCGAGUACCGCCUGCCGGAUAUGUGGCCUGCAGGACCUCCCUGGCACCAGAGGUCCAUUCCGUUCACAGCCUCGCUGCAGAGGCCACUUCUGGUUGGUGGAAGGCCACUUUUCUGGUGAGAAGGAGUCCCGAGAGACUCCUUCCUAUCCCUCACUGUGUUCUACCACCCUGUCCUCUCCUCCAUCCUGCGGCUCCCUGCUCCCUCAGGUAUCCCCUCAGUAUUAGCUGCCAGAGCCCUGUCCUCCGAACAACAAGGAGAGGAGCCUAGCGGGGCCUUUUGCCAAAUCAGGGGGAGAAACUCGAUGCUUCCCUGAGUAUUCCAAGCGAGGACCUUCUGAGGGAUCAGAGGUAGCCCCUGGAUGUAAGUGUCCCCCCUGAGAAGGCGCAGAACCUCCACAUUUGGGUUAACACUGACACAUCUCACCUUCCUUUUUGGAGAAAGAAUCUCUGGUUGCUUCAGUAUCCCACCCAGUGCCCAGGGUGUUCUGCAGGUCCCAGGCCCUGCCACGGGGCCUAGAGACGCAGGCCUCAUGGCUGUUCCCUUUCUUCACCCUGGAUGUGACGUGUGGUGUUUCCUGUGGUGAAAGGCUGAGGUGGGCCUGCGGUCUGCCCGUGUCCAUGCUCCUGUGUACGUAUACCAUCCCCACACCUACUGCCUUGACCGGCAGACUGGUGUCCACAGUUUUGCCCCCAGUGACCUGUGGCUGAGGGUCCCCAGAGACCUCCCUGUUAACCUCCCAAAUACUAAGAAGCUAAAGUAUUUUAAUAUUUUGGUUUUUUUUUUCUUGGUGCCAGAGUUUAUACCCUGGGUGCUGGGGUCGCACUGUGUUAAAUAUAUAUAUAUAUGUAUGUGUAUAUAUAUGUAUGUAUACAUGCAUGUAUAUACACACAUAUGUA